GAGGGUGACAUGAGGGCGGGGGUGGGGUUUUUAGAGGAACCCCUACUAUUAAAGCCGUAGGAAUGAGUGAGGCAGGCGACUCUAGAAGCAGAGGCACUCUGUGAAGGGGAAGUCAACUCUGAGGAUGCCAGAGCCAACCAAAAAAGCAGUCUCUGCCUUUGUCAAGAAGCCAAAGGGUCAGGAGGCAGACGAGGGCUCCUGUGUGGUGUUUGAGGCGGAGACAGAGAAGCACAACGCUAAAGUCAAAUGGCAGUGCGGCGCAAAGGACAUAGACAACAGCAAGACACACGUAAUCACCGCAGACGGAAACAAACACUCCUUCACCAUACCAGCCGUCACCAAGGGAGAUGCCAAUGUCUAUGCGGUGAUUGCUGGGGGGUCGAAGGUGAAGUUUGAGCUGAAAGUUAUAGCAAAGCCAGGCGAUGGGGUACCGGACACCCAGAAGCCCCCGGCUACAGCUGACGUCCCGGGGGAGACGGCAGCAACUGGGACCCCGGCAGGAGAGGGGGAACCGAGCACCGGUCCGGUCCCUGCACCGGCAGACCCCCCUGCACCUGCAUCGGCAGAGCCCCCGGCAACGGCAGACCCCCCAGCCCCGGCUGCACCCACCGAGGAUGCUCAGCCCGACACCAGACAGGAUCUGACUGGUCUGUUCACAGAGAAACCACAGAGUGGAGAAGUUACCGUUGGUAAGACCAUCACGUUUGUGGCCAAGGUGCACCUUGGCACGCUGUUGAAGAAACCAGCUGUCAAAUGGUUUAAGGGGAAGUGGAUGGACCUUGCGAGCAAGUGUGGGAAACACCUGCAGCUUAAGGAGACGUAUGAUCGGAAAACCCAGAUCCAUACCUUUGAGAUGCAAAUUGUAGAGGCCAAGCCCAACUUUGCAGGGGCUUACAGAUGUGAGGUGUCAUCCAGGGAUAAGUUCGACAGCUGUAAUUUUGAUCUGAUCGUACACGAGGCCUGUGCUGUUGAAGGCUUUGACAUCAGGGCAGCUUUUAGACGCACUAGCAUUGAUGGGAAAGAGGAUUCGGGGGAGCUGGACUUCAGCGGCUUGCUCAAGAAGAGCAGUUUUGUAAAACCGUUGAAAGGGGCUACGCAGACGAACGCAGGGCCUGAUGUGGAUGUCUGGGAGAUUCUCAAGAAGGCCCCUGUAACAGAUUAUGAGAAGAUUGCCUUCCAGCACGGAAUCACAGACCUGCGGGGCAUGCUCAAGAGACUGAAAAAGAUGAAGAAGGAAGAGAAGAAAAGUGAAGCCUUCAACAAGAAGCUGGAUCCUGCCUACCAAAUAGAGAAGGGCCAUAAAAUUAAGUUAGCCAUUGAAGUGACUGAUCCAAACGCCUUGGUGAAGUGGAUGAAGAAUGGACAGGAGAUUCAGCCCACUGGAAGCAAGUACAUCUUCGAGAGCGUUGGCAACAUGCGCUACCUCACCAUCAACCACUGUUCCUUGGCUGACGACGCAGCCUACACCUGCGUGGUGGGGGAGGAGAAGUGCACCACUGAGCUUUUCGUCAAAGAGCCUCCCGUAACCAUCGUGAAGGACCUGGAAGAUCAGAUGGUGAUGGUGGGAGAGAGGGUGGAGCUGGAGUGUGAGGUGUCCGAGGAGGGAGCUCCUGUCAAGUGGGAGAAAGAUGGCGUGGAACUGACAAGAGACGAGUCAUUCAAGUAUCGCUUUAAGAAGGACGGCCUGAAGCACAUACUGAUCAUAAACGAGGCUACGAAAGAAGACUGCGGCCACUACAGAGUCAAGACCAACGGAGGAGAGUCAGUAGCAGAACUAAUGGUGCAGGAGAAAGACCUGGAGGUUUACCAGAGCAUCGCAGACCUCACCGUGAAGGCCAAGGAAGAGGCGUUCUUUAAGUGUGAGGUAUCUGAUGAGAAGGUGAAGGGAACGUGGUACAAGAACGGUGUGGAGGUCAAGGCGAGCUCCAGAACCCAUAUCACUCACGUUGGCAGGAUUCACAAGCUGACCAUCGAUGCUGUGACCCCCGAGGAUGAGGGAGACUACACAUUCGUGCCAGAGGGCUACGCUUUCAACCUCUCUGCCAAGCUCAAUUUCCUGGAGGUGAAGAUUGAUUACGUUCCACGGCAAGAUCCCCCAAAGAUCCAUCUGGACUGUAUGGGCCGCAGUGCGGACUCUACCAUUAUAGUCGUGGCUGGCAACAAACUGCGGCUGGACGUCCCUAUCACUGGUGAUCCGGCCCCAACAGUGAUUUGGACCAAGGGAGGGAAGGCUAGUGCUGCAAAGCUAGAGGAUGCUGCAAACAAAGGAAAGGCCCCCCUCUCUUGGACCGUGAACGAGCUUGGAAAGGUGGUGUCAGAGGGAGACGGGAGAGUUCACGUGGAGAGCACCAUGGGCCACUGUGUGUUCACCAUUGAGGGGGCGGAGAGGCAGGACGAGGGGGGCUACUCGGUCGUUGUUCGCAACCCGGCCGGGGAGGACACCGCUGAAAUUAACGUCAAAGUGGUCGACGUGCCAGACCCCCCCCUGGCCCCCAGGGUGCUGAGUGUGGGUGAGGACAGCUGUGUGGUCCAGUGGGAUCCCCCUGCGUUUGACGGGGGUCAGCCUGUCAUCGGCUACGUGCUGGAGAGGAAGAAAAAACAAAGCUACAGAUGGAUGAGGUUGAACUUUGACCCCUACCCCGACACAACCUUCGAAGCCAAGAGGAUGAUCGAGGGCGUGGCCUAUGAGAUGCGGGUCUACGCUGUCAACGCCAUCGGCAUGUCGCGCCACAGCGCUGCCUCCCAGCCCUUUGUGCCAGUCGCUCCUACUAGCGAGCCCAUUGGGCUGUGCAUUGAUGACAUAAGCAACACCACCAUCUCACUGAAGUGGAGGACGCCUGAGCGGGUGGGCGCAGCUCAGCUGGAAGGAUACGGGGUGGAGUACUGCAAAGAGGGCACAGAUGAAUGGGUGCCAGCCUUUGAAGGUCUGAUUGACAGAAACUCUGUGGUAAUCAAAAAUCUUUGCACUGGAGAUAAGCUGCAUUUUCGUGUGCGGGCCUACAACAUGGCUGGCCCCAGUCCCCCCGCCAGACUGGCCCAGGCCGUCAGCAUCCAGGAGAUCAUGCAGCGGCCCAAAAUCUGGAUCCCCAGAAACCUACGGCAGACUCUGGUUAAGAAAGUUGGAGAGAGCAUCAAUCUUGUGAUUCCAUUCCAGGGUAAGCCAAGGCCCACGGUGAGCUGGAGCCGUGAUGGUGAGCCCCUGAAACCCACAGAAGUCAGCCUCCGCAACAGCGACACAGACACCAUCCUCUUCAUCCGUAUGGCGGAGAGGACACACUCUGGGAAAUAUGAUCUCCAGGUGCAGAUUGAAAACGUUGUAGACACAGCCAGCAUCAAUAUACAGAUCGUGGAUCUUCCAGGAUCCCCUCAAGACCUUAAGAUUACGGACGUGUGGAGUUUUAACGUUGCAAUUGAAUGGAAGGCACCGAAGGACAAUGGAAACUGUGAUAUUAUUGGUUACCUUGUUCGGAAGGCCGACAAGAAGACCAUGGAGUGGUUCACAGUGUUUGAGCAGCACAGACGCACCAACUGCGUGGUGUCUGACCUGGUCAUGGGGAACGAGUACGUUUUCCAAGUGCUUGCCAUAAACCACGUCGGCCUAAGCCCAGAACCUUGCAACUCCAAGGACAGCGCCUACAUCGAGAAAGCAGGUAGCCGCUACAAGUCCCCCAACUACAAGCAGCACGACUUCUCGGAGGCAGCUAAGUUCACCCACCCGCUGGUCAGCCGCUCUGUGAUAGCGGGGUACAACGCCACGCUCAGCUGCUCCGUUAGAGGGAUCCCUAAGCCCAAAGUGACCUGGUACAAAAACAAGAUGGACAUCUCCAACGAGGCCAAAUACAGAAUGUUCAGUAAGCAAGGCGUCCUGACCCUGGAGAUACGCAAGCCCUGCACCUUUGACGGGGGGGUCUACACCUGCAAGGCGGUGAACGACAGCGGCGAGGACGUCGUGGAGUGUAAACUAGAAGUUCGCUCUCAAAUCUAUAAAGAGGAAAAAAAGAGAGAAGAAAAAAAAGAGAAAUGUGGAGGAUCUGACUGAAGAAGAGCCUGGGAUUUCAGGGCCAAGUGGGCAAAUGUGUUCAAGAUAAAUACGAUGAUAUCCCUGUUAUUUUUGUCACAUUUUGUGUUUUGACCACUUACCAUUUUGUGUGACCUAUUUACCAAUAAUGAGAACUGUUUGUCUGAGUCUUAUUUAUCAUUCGACUGGUUUGUGGAUUUUUGUUCUGGCAUUCAGUAUUAGUAUUCAGAAAUAAUAAAAACAUCUGUGAAAACAGUAAUUAAA
Molecule: messenger RNA, 4282 nt
Organism: Gadus macrocephalus (Pacific cod)
Lineage: Eukaryota; Metazoa; Chordata; Actinopteri; Gadiformes; Gadidae
Gene: mybpc3
Product: myosin binding protein C3
Exons: 32
Coding region: 125-4039 (1304 amino acids)
Molecular function (GO): protein binding
Source: RefSeq, a predicted model, not a curated record